AUGAAGAUCCUGCAAGUUGGGCCCCAUUUCCUCACCAACCAGGAGGUCUACGCAAUCAUCAAGCAAGAGCUCCCGGAUCUCAUUCGCAGGAGGGAUCGCUUGGAUCAGCACCUCACCUUGCGUGACCAGAGGGAAGGUCUCCAACGACAACUCGACUCAGAUAAGCAGUUGCUGAACUACUUGGAGACUUGCUAUCCAGGUAUCCAAGCCAAACGUGCCGCCAUUGAUGAGUUUUUGGCAGGUAUAGCUGAUUUGGAGCUGUCGGAUGACGAAGUGCUGCAGAGCUUUGACACAUCCUGUGGGCUGGGCACAAAUCUCGUGUGA
This is a messenger RNA of Durusdinium trenchii, 324 nucleotides long. Lineage: Eukaryota; Dinophyceae; Suessiales; Symbiodiniaceae. The record is from the annotation of a GenBank genome assembly.